Messenger RNA from Rhodofomes roseus, 1128 nucleotides. RefSeq lists its product as uncharacterized. The transcript has 6 exons. Bases 346 to 1050 code for a protein of 234 amino acids. The record is from RefSeq and is a predicted model, not a curated record. Lineage: Eukaryota; Fungi; Basidiomycota; Agaricomycetes; Polyporales; Fomitopsidaceae.
GAGUGACCAUGAUGCUUCGACGAUGUCGCCGCGGACUUACAUUGUUCUUGAGGGAUCUUAUCAAGUGCAUGGAUGGCUCUGGCCCAGGCGUCAACGCGAUUGUGGCGCAACGCAAGGUGUGGCGUCAAGGUGAGCGUGGCCUAACAUGAGACCCAGGUUGCCGUCGGGGAAGAAAGGAGCACAAAAAGGAAGCCUCGUCGCAUAUAGGCCAUACGUUCACGCACGACGACGUCACGCAAUCCCUGUGCCCCGUCUUGUGCGAGACAUGGGGGACGGGGAGACCGAGUGGCGGUCGAAGGUCAAGAGGGAUGGGGGACGAAGUGGUACCCUGGCCGGCCUUAUAUCAUGCGGUCUGUGGGUCCAUGUUUGGUCAACCAAACAACCAUUGUCGGCCAUUCCGACUCAGCCUUUUGUUCUCUCGAUUUGGACCGCCUUGUGCCACUCGUUCUUAUCGAUCGGCUAAGGCUGACAGAAGCACGGACAGCGUGGUGGGCGGUGCGCGCCAUCAUCAUGGGUUCUGCGAGCCCGGCGACGGCUUGUUUUCUGCGGUGCAACGCUGCUUCGCAAGUGGACAAGAGCAUGUGGGCGGCCCUAGCCAGAGCCCGAAACUCUGUGCUCGCCGGAGGCAAGGACGACAUGCGCAAGGGCCGGGAUUCCAUCGCAAAGUCCAAUUCAAUUGGACCGGACUAUCAACGCGUGACUGCACUAUGGCGAUGGGCCGACUCAGACGCGCCUCUACACACCCGUUGCGCAGUGCGAAGCGCCAUGCAUCGAGCUGAAGUCCGGCGCGUGUCUAACUAUGACACAACUUCGCUCGACAUUGCCGUCAAGACAACCGCAACCGCGACCAUAGGUCACGCUUACGAGGACAUUGCUCAGCGACGAACCUUGCAAGCUUGCCUGAUGCGAAGAUAUUUCACAGCUCAUUCACCGGCCUGCACCGUUCGAUGGACUACCAUGGGACAGCGAUUGACACGCAUUAGGCACCUCCUGGAUACUCACUCUCUGGCAGACAACAAGACUAUAUGUCUGCACGGCACAACAUCGUAAAGGUGCGAUCCGCGCUCAUGUACCCCAUAGAACGUUUCUCGGAAGCUGUUGCUGAUGGCCGCUCUUAUCCCAUCGUUG